Haliotis rubra (blacklip abalone) is the source of this 3456-nucleotide messenger RNA. RefSeq names its product small acidic protein-like. NCBI's taxonomy places the organism in Eukaryota, Metazoa, Mollusca, Gastropoda, Lepetellida, Haliotidae. Bases 27 to 620 code for a protein of 197 amino acids. The record is from RefSeq and is a predicted model, not a curated record. The transcript has 4 exons.
UCGUGAAAGGAAGUUAUUGAGAGAGCAUGCGCAAACGUCGGUCACCGGCUUCCGGAGUACUUUCAGUCGAAACGAUAAACGCAGAAAUGAGUGACGGUACAAACGACAGCACUAAAAACACCUCUGACAAAACGGAAAACGAGGCUGCAGAAGCAAAGGUCCACUCUGCAAACAGCUGGGAAACAGCAGAUCUUGGGGAUGCAGACAGGAAGUCCAAGUUCUUAAGAUUGAUGGGCGCCUCAAAGAAGGAGCACCAGGGCCGAUUUGUAAUUGGAGAUCAGGAUGUUGGCGGGGCACGGGACCAGGGUGACGUGACAAGGAUGUCAUCACAGUUGGAAGAGCAGUAUCAGCAAGGAAUGGAACAUCGUCGGAUUGGCGGCCGGCGGGGACAUGUUGGUCUCGGCUUCCAUGAUGAAGAAGAGAAUAAACAGACAACAGAGACAAGCAAGGAAGACGCACAAACACAAGAAAAGGAUGAAGAAACAGGAGAGAAACAAAAUAAACCUGAAGAAUGUGAAAAGAGAAAACUAUCAGACAACACAGAGGAAAGUGAAAAUGACAAUGAAAACGAAUCACCUGCCAAAAAACCGAAAAUGAAUUUUGUAAAAUCCAGCUCAUGAAGAUACCGAAGCACAUUCAUUUCUGUGACAUCCUUUAUCAGUCUCCUUUUGAGAACGUUAUCAUUGUUACAUCAGUUGCUGUAAAGUCAUCAUGUCAUUAUGUUGUGGUUGUAAUGACCUUUUCAACAUCAUUUCCUUACAUUAAUGCUAUCUUACUGAAUCUCUUGCUUGUAGCAUCCUCAUACAUGAGGUUAGACUUUCAUUAUAACGUGUGAAAUAUCCUCGUUGGUUGGUGGAUUUCUUUUCAGAACAGACAUAUCAGAUUAAUUAUUCUUGUGGUUCAAUAUUAUGCUGUGCGAUGCUAUGGGUGAAAUGGUGAAGGAAUAUUUCUGGUCAGGUAGGAAAGCUAGCCUUUAAAGUUCGUAGCAAGUUUUAAAUUGUUUGACAGUAUAUCUUUCAGACAUAUGAUUAUGCAAAAUUAUCAAUAAUUUUUAACUUACCAAUCUUCGUAUCGGAUGUGCAAAGGUAAUAUGCACAUUACCAUGAGGUAAGGUAAGUAUUUAAAUAUCUAAAUUUAGAUUUUAAUAAUAUUAUACCCUAAUUACAAAUCAUGAGUUAAAUAUUUUGAAGAGGGUUAACUCUUAUCACACAACUUGAGCAACCUUAUAUGGUUAUAAUACCUACUAGACUGUUUAGGUUUUGGAUGUUUGUAUUGAUCUACAGACACAGGGAGAGCUGAAAGGUGUGCUGAGAGAUCCAUUGCUUGUGGGGCUAGAGAUAUUUCAGAAUCUCUACCUUGAUCAAAAUGUUGAAGGCGAGCAGACUGGCUUUUUUUUAGUACACUAGUGCAGUGUAGGUGAAGUUUAUUACAUUGUUUAAACAUGUUGUAAUGCAUUGGUGCACUUUGGUCGGAGUGACCACACCUUUAUUAUUCAACAUUCUGAAACAAUGGUGCUUUUUCCAAUUUUCAUAUAUCUAGGGUUGUAGGAAUCAGUAAACUAAUUUGUUUCAGAAGUUUUACCUAGGCAUUAGGCAGUAGAAUGAAUAGCAUCUUCCUCCAGCUUCUCUUUCUAGUUGGUGCCAGACAUCACUGCAAUUCAUCCAGUGCUCCAUGGUAGUUAGUGUAGAAUUAUGCUUUUAUACAGCAAUUGGUUUUUAUCUCUUUUUUUCAGGGUUAAUAAAGGACAUCAACUUCGAUUUUUUACCUAUGUAAGUGUGUGCAAAAUGGUAGCAUAAAUGACCAAGGUAGUUAUGUUUGUUAAGUCUGUAUCAAAGCAGGGGACAUAACUCUAACCAUACAACUCCAGCUUACUUGUUGAUAAUUCUUUGUACAAAACACAGAGUAAUUACAAAGUAUUUUUUCAUGUCAGCAUGUAAAGUGGAAUACAUCCAGGAUAAUAGUCAACUCUUAUAUUAUUAAUCUGACAAUAACUGCUCAAAUUACUAAUAUAAGUGUGGUAACAGGUCAUUAAUAUGAUACAUAAAUACUGUCAACAUGGUCAAAUCAAAUGGUCAACAAAUAUGUUAUUGUUUCACUGAAUACAAGGAAUAAUACAUCAACUGCCAAGGUGGUAUUGUAUUUGUUACCCAAGUAUUCCACCUCACAGUGGAUUCGUGCAGCCUUACAAUUUAUCAUGGGUAUGCUGCAUAAAAAAUGCAGUCACAUUCUAUAAUGCAUAAAGUGUUUAUGGACAAAGGGUGUGUUGACAUGACAGUUUGCCAUGCAGACAGCAUCUUUCUGGAAUCCUCCACGUUGUAUUGCAUGCUGCGUUUCUUUCAGUAAUAAAGCAUACAACUUUAUGGAUAACAACUUCUUGUUUAUUGCACAGAACGACGUUUUGGUGUCGUUUCUUACACCGUUUUCACGCUAAAAGUUAGCUGAAAAUGGUAUAGAUUCUUACAAAGUUAGCUUGAAAACGGUGUAGGUUCUUACAAAGUUAGCUUGAAAACGACGUAAGAAUCUACACCGAAACAUCGCUCUGUGCGACAAGGGACUGUUCAUAAUUUAUUACUUUGUGGGGGGGUGGUGGUGAUGAUUUUCAUGGAGAAGCAUGUACAAUGUGAAUGACCCCCUCUAAAAUUUAUGUACAAAGUAAGUGACCUGUGACCUGUAUGUCAUGUAGAAAAUAAAUGAAACCCCACCUCCCCCGUCCCCAUAAUUUGUAAGCAUAAUUUGUUAAUAUUUCUAUGUAGAAAAUUGCUGACCCCAACUAGUACAUGUGUACAAAAUGGAUUUAACACACACACACACCACACCACACCACACCACACCACACACCCCAUGUCUCCACAGAACAAAAUGGGUGAUCCCCCUUAAAGUCAUCAUCACCCCCGAGCCAUAAAUUAUGAACGGUCCCUAAAAAAGAAGUUGUUAUCCAUAAAGUUGUCUGCUUUAUUAUUGACUCUCCAACUUCUAGACUGCAGAACGAUGUAUUUCUUUCAUAUGUUUCACAAGUAACAUCUGAAAUAACAAUUGUGAAAUAACAAACUGCAUCAGAUAUAGUUCUCCAAUUCAUCGUCAAAAUUGAAAUACUGCUCAAGGCAUCUACAUAUUACUUAUUCCAUCACAAAGAGAUUAUCUUUCCGCAUGCACAAUAAAAGAAUUAACAUCUUGAACUCGCAAAGCUGUUGAGUUAUUCUCGUGAACUCAACUGAUGUUCAUGUGAACCGGGUCAUGUUCAGUCUGGCAAGAACGACUACAAGAAUCCUCAUCUUUUAUGGUCAACAAAUAAUUGUGAACAACAUUGCCAACGCCAUCUUUGCAAUUAUGCAUAACUCAAGUUAUAGCUUGUAUUUGUAUUGCAUUUACGAGUAUUCCAUGAUCCAGUUUUCCAAAAUGUGUCCAUGCAUUGACAUGAAUCAUUUUGACUCGGUCAGUAAACAUAUUGAAACAAUA